This is a messenger RNA of Anolis carolinensis (green anole), 1931 nucleotides long. RefSeq names its product zinc ribbon domain containing 2 (gene znrd2). The record is from RefSeq and is a predicted model, not a curated record. Lineage: Eukaryota; Metazoa; Chordata; Lepidosauria; Squamata; Anolidae. The transcript is spliced from 4 exons. Bases 1196 to 1852 code for a protein of 218 amino acids.
CUGAACAAGUUGAGUCUGGAUUUACAUUGCCAUAGGGACUUCAGUGCAUUCUGAAUCUGCAUUAUAUAGCAGUGUGCGAUCGGCCCAAUGUUUUGGACUUCACCUCCCAGAAUUCCUGACCCUUGGGCGAGCUGGCUAGGGCCUCUGGGGGUUGGAGGCCACAAUUUUGGCCAGGCUUUGAAGCUACAAGGCCAUUUAGUGCUAAUCAAGCUGGCCAACUGCAAGAUUUACAGACAAAAGUUUAUUCUCUCACUCUGGACAUCACACACACACACACAAACACAUAUAUAGACCCCACUUACAGUAGUCUCACUUAUCCAACAUUUGCUUAUCCAACGUUUGGCUUUUAGUAGUCAAUUUUUUUGUAGUUAAUGUUUUCAAUACAUUGUGAUAUUUUGGUGUUAAAUUCGUAAAUACAGUAAUUGCUACAUAGCAUUACUGCGUAUUGAACUACUUUUUCCUGUCAAAUUUGUUUGUAUAACAUGAUGUUUUGGUGCUUAAUUUGUAAAAUCAUAACCUAAUUCGAUGUUUAUUUAUUUAUUCACAGCAUUUAUAUUCCGCUCUUCUUUCUCACCCCAAAGGGGACUCAGGGCGGAUCACAUUACACAUAUAGGCAAACAUUCAAUGCCUUGACAUAGAACAAAGACAAGACAAAUGCAGGCUCCGAGCUGGCCUCGAACUCAUGACCUCUUGGUCAGAGUGAUUCGUCUCAGCUGGCUGCCGUUUAAUAGGCUUUUCCUUAAUCCCUCCUUAUUAUCCAACAUAUUCGCUUAUCCAACGUUCUGCCGGCCCGUUUAUGUUGGAUAAGUGAGACACUACUGUACCUAGUUUCUAACAUAUCUCACAACCUCUGAGCAUGCAUUGCAUAGAGGUGGGCGAAAUGUCAGGAGAGAAUGCCUCUGCAACAUGGCCAGGCAGCCCAAAACACUCACAGCAACACAUAGAAGCUUUAUUUUUGCAGAAACAAAACCCACAGUGGGUCUCUAUGAUGCCAGCAACCUAGUCUCCGAUCUAAUUUUUUGCAGGAUGGGAACAAAGCUCACGCGGAACCUUUAUGUUGGAAGUGGAGUUUCCGGUGGGGAUGAUUAAGAAGUCACACCUCACUAUAAAAAAGGCUUGCUCGGCGAUGAGGUGACGACAGCGGAAGAGGGGUGGCUAAGGCCGGAAGCGGGCGGUGCGGCCUGGGCGAAACAUCAUGGCGCUCAACGCGGCGGGCAACGACGACGCGGAGUGGGAGCCGCCGUCGGAGGCGGAGCUGAAGGUGAUCCAGGCCCGGCGGGAGCGGCAGGACAAGAUCAGCAAGCUGAUGGGAGACUACCUGCUGAAGGGCUACCGCAUGCUUGGAGAUUGCUGCGAGGAGUGCGGGACCAUUUUGCUGCAAGACAAACAGAAGAAGCUCUACUGUGUUGCCUGCCAGGAACUCAACUCCGACGUCGACAAGGACAAUCCGGCCCUGAAUGCCCAGGCCGCCUUGUCCCAGGUGCGGGAGCGCCAGUUGGCCACCAACGCCGAGGACAACAAUGCUUCCCCCGCCGCCGCAUACCUGUCCGCCCUGCCCUUGGCCCCCGUGCGCCACGUCCCGCGCCCGGAGCAUUGCGAGGGGGCGGCUGCGGGACUCCGGGCCUCGGCCCCUGCUCCGGUGCUGCCCCUGGGCCCCGCGAUGGCGGCCCCAUGUCCAGCAGCCCCGCUCAGCGGCACCCUGACCCUGGCAGAGGAGGCCAUCCUGCAGAAGAUUGGCUGGGCGGGCCAGGAGCUGCGGCACAGUGCCUCCGUGGAGGCCAGCAUCCAGCUCUGCACCCUCAUCCGUUCCUGCACAGAAUCUCUCAAGAGCCUCAAGGAGCUGCAACAGUGAGCGGCCGGCCCCCAUCGCUCUGACCUUUCAAACAAGACUCUGCUCUUCCUUCCCAUUAAAAUGUGUGCUUGUUGUUUCA